AUGCUAUUUUUCAGUUUUUUCAAAACACUAGUAGAUACCGAAGUAACAGUAGAAUUAAAAAAUGAUAUGGAAAUAAAAGGAAUAUUGAAAUCAGUAGAUCAAUAUUUGAAUUUAAAAUUAGAUAAUAUAACAUGUACAAAUGGUGAUAAAUAUCCUUAUUUACAAGCUGUUAAAAAUUUAUUUAUAAGAGGUUCAACUGUUCGUUAUGUUCAUAUGAGUCCAAAUUCUGUUGAUUGUACUUUAUUACAAGAUGCAUCAAGAAGAGAAGCUAUGGUUCAAGCGUCAAAAUAG
Messenger RNA from Lodderomyces jiufengensis, 291 nucleotides. It is a transcript of the gene SNP3, whose product is annotated as Sm-like protein. Gene Ontology annotation, cellular component: U6 snRNP; P-body; Lsm1-7-Pat1 complex. The transcript is spliced from 2 exons. The record is from RefSeq and is a predicted model, not a curated record. Lineage: Eukaryota; Fungi; Ascomycota; Pichiomycetes; Serinales; Debaryomycetaceae. Gene Ontology annotation, molecular function: RNA binding. Bases 1 to 291 code for a protein of 96 amino acids. Gene Ontology annotation, biological process: mRNA splicing, via spliceosome.